GCUCAGAAGCGCCUCAGGAAGCAAGUUGAUAAGAAGAGAGGCGCAGUCAUGGCAAGCCUCGAGCCCUGGUUCAUCGACCUGCAACAUGGGCGCGUUCGCAUUGUGCAGCGCGACUUGCAGAGCGCCACGAGCCCUCACCGCAAAGAACGUGCUGAGAGUGCAGACAGCAUUGGCACGGCAAGCACCAGCACUUCCAGCAUCUCCCGGGGGCCCUCAAAGCAGACCCAGACCGCCAGCGAUGUGCUUUGGUGCGAGUCCAGCAUCUUUGCCAAGCCACCAGAGUGCGCCGCAGCCGCCAGUUUCUGCUCCCCUGCUGCCUUCAGCCGUUGGCUCUUUACGAGCGCGGCGACGCGGCGGAACGAAGCGCGGGCGGAGAGCGGCGCCCAAGCUCCUCGUGGCGCGCGAUUGCUCGUGGGCUGGCGCGAGGCGAAGCCUUGCGCCAGCGCACUGAAAGCGGCCAUGACUGGCAAUACCCGCGGCUUGCGGAUUGACGACACGCGGCCCAAAAGCUGGGAUUGCGAGAAGGCGAAGGAGCUGGUGCGAGCUAUGGUGAUCAUAUGUGAGCCGCACUUAAAGGAAAGAGCUCAGGAUUGGAUCAGGUCCGAGUUUUCGCUUCGAAAGGUUUUGCACCUUCGGGUGGCCACCGCAAGUGAACUGCCCUCAUUGCUCAGGGAGCAAUAACAUCAGUUCACCAACGCCGGGGGUGGUCCUUCAAAUAGAA
Molecule: messenger RNA, 721 nt
Organism: Effrenium voratum
Lineage: Eukaryota; Dinophyceae; Suessiales; Symbiodiniaceae
Source: the annotation of a GenBank genome assembly